Geosmithia morbida is the source of this 1326-nucleotide messenger RNA. Its product is annotated as Acyl-CoA dehydrogenase related to the alkylation response protein AidB. Lineage: Eukaryota; Fungi; Ascomycota; Sordariomycetes; Hypocreales; Bionectriaceae. The record is from RefSeq and is a predicted model, not a curated record. The coding region runs from base 1 to 1326 and encodes 441 amino acids. The transcript has a single exon. Gene Ontology annotation, molecular function: acyl-CoA dehydrogenase activity; flavin adenine dinucleotide binding.
AUGCAGCGCCUCAGAUCACGUCUCAUCGCAAGCCCCAUACGGGCAUCGGCCUCGAAGCAGCAUCCGUCGAGCCUCGCUCGUCCUCUGUGGCGGCCAAGGACCCCCCCUUACUAUGGCCGGAAACUACACUCCCGUGCCACUGAGUACCUCCCGACCAAUCUUCCAGGCUGGACUGAAUCACAGCGUACGGUUCGCGAAGCCGUUGCCAAGAUCUGCUCCAAAUACCUGGACGAGUACUGGAUGGAAAGGGACAACGCACACGAGUUCCCAUGGGAGCUCUACCACGACAUGGCAGACAACGGAUGGCUUGGAAUAUGUCUCCCGUCCGAGUACGGCGGGUCAGAGCUAGGGAUAUCGGAGGCAGCUGUCAUGCUGCAGACCAUCUCAGAGUCGGGUGCCGGCAUGAACGGAGCCUCGUCAGUCCAUAUGAACAUCUUUGGCCUGGAGCCUGUGGCGAAAUUCGGCACGGAAGAACAGAAGGCGAGGUUUCUGCCUCCUCUCAUCAAGGGCGAGGAGAGGGCCUGCUUCGGUGUCACGGAGCCCAACACCGGACUGGACACACUGAAGCUGCAGUCUGUGGCGAAGCGGCACGGUGAUUCCCACUACAUCAUCUCCGGUUCCAAGGUGUUCAUCUCAUCCGCGCAGGUGGCCGACAAAAUCCUCCUCCUCUGCAGGACAACUCCCCUGGAAGAGUGCGAGAAGCCUACCCACGGACUCUCCCUCUUCUACACGGACCUGGACCGCGAGGCUGUCGACAUGACCGAGAUCCCCAAACUCGGGCGAUCGGCAGUGGAUACCAAUGCCCUGUUCUUUGACGGGUGGGAGGUGCCCGCCGAAGACAGGAUCGGAGCCGAAGGAGACGGCUUCAAGAUUGUCAUGCACGGCAUGAACGCGGAGCGCAUCCUUGUUGCGGCAGAAGCGCUAGGGAUCGGCUUUGCAGCCUUGCGCCGGGCCUGCGUCUACGCCAACGAGAGGGUGGUGUUCGGUCGUCCCAUCGGUGCCAACCAGGCCAUACAGCACCCCUUGUCUGAAAGCUGGAUGGCUCUUGAGAGCUCCCGGCUCAUCAUCUACCUCGCCGCCCGCAUGUAUGACGACGGGUACGAUGAUGGCGAGUACGCAAACGCUGCAAAGUUCCUGGCUGCCGACGCAGCUUUCAAGGCCUCCGAGAGGGCUGUCAUGACACACGGGGGCAUGGGGUAUGCCAAGGAGUACCAUGUCGAGAGAUAUCUCCGGGAGUCGGUGCUUACCAGGAUUGCGCCCGUAAGCGCGGAGAUGAUUAAGAAUUACAUCGGACAGAGAGUUCUUACACUUCCCAAGAGUUAUUGA